Molecule: messenger RNA, 1185 nt
Organism: Orycteropus afer afer
Lineage: Eukaryota; Metazoa; Chordata; Mammalia; Tubulidentata; Orycteropodidae
Source: RefSeq, a predicted model, not a curated record
AGGAGCAGCGUCAGGGCCCGGGAGACAAUGGUCUCCGUGACUAUGGCCACGUCCGAGUGGAUCCAGUUCUUUAAGGAAGCUGGCAUUCCUCCGGGGCCUGCUGUCAACUACGCCGUGAUGUUUGUGGAUAAUAGGAUCCAGAAGAGCAUGCUGCUGGAUCUUAACAAGGAAAUCAUGAAUGAGCUGGGCGUGACCGUGGUGGGUGACAUCAUCGCCAUCCUCAAGCAUGCCAAGGUGGUGCACCGGCAGGACGUGUGCAAAGCUGCCACUGAGUCGGUGCCCUGCAGCCCCAGCCCCCUCCCAGUGGAGAUCCGCCGUGGCCCCUCCAGCGCUGCCUCGCGAAUGAUCGCCAACAGCCUGAACCGCGACUCCCCACCCAGCACUCCCCCCAGGCGGCCAGACACCAGUACCUCCAAGAUCUCCGUCACUGUGUCCAACAAGAUGGCGGCCAAGAGUGCCAAGGCUACAGCAGCCUUGGCCCGCCGGGAAGAGGAGAGCCUGACUGUUCCCACCAAGCGGCGCCGGGUCACUGCGGAGAUGGAGGGAAAAUACAUCAUCAACAUGCCCAAAGGCACCACCCCCCGGACCCGCAAGAUCCUGGAGCAGCAGCAGGCAGCGAAAGGUCUCCACAGGACAUCUGUGUUUGACCGCCUUGGCGCCGAGACCAAGGCAGACACAACAACAGGGAGUAAGCCCACAGGAGUCUUCAGCCGCCUGGGGGCCACCCCAGAGAUGGACGAGGAUCUGGCUUGGGACAGUGACAAUGACAGCAGCAGCUCUGUCCUCCAGUAUGCCGGGGUCCUGAAGAAGCUGGGUCGCACUCCAGCCCAGGCCAGUCCCCCGCCAGCACUGACUGUCAAAGCCAAGGCCACCAGCUCGGCAACUACAACUGUCACCCCGACGCUGCGGCGCCUGGCACUUCCCCCACGUCCCGGGCUUGAGAAGAAGCCAGAGUCCCUGUCCAAAGUCAGCAUCAUCCAGAGACUGGGCAAGACCGCCCUUGUGCCCGAGGCCCAGGACAGCCAGGUCACGAGCACCAAGAGUAAGUCCUCGGCCGAGGUCAAGGUCACCAUUAAGAGAACUCUGGUGGGGCCCCGGGGGAGCAGCUCCAGCGAGGGCCUUGGUGCCCAGAUGGACCACGCAGGCACCGUGAGCGUGUUCAAAAGACUGGGCCGCAGGACCUAG